Molecule: messenger RNA, 903 nt
Organism: Punctularia strigosozonata HHB-11173 SS5
Lineage: Eukaryota; Fungi; Basidiomycota; Agaricomycetes; Corticiales; Punctulariaceae
Exons: 5
Coding region: 1-903 (300 amino acids)
Biological process (GO): maturation of SSU-rRNA from tricistronic rRNA transcript (SSU-rRNA, 5.8S rRNA, LSU-rRNA)
Cellular component (GO): nucleolus
Source: RefSeq, a predicted model, not a curated record
AUGUCUCAACAGUCUUUGCUCGACGCACUCUACAAUCAUGGACAGGGUUUUUUGGGUCGUUUUGGCACAUCUCAGCCCCCAAACAAGCGUAGGAAGCUCUCAUCAGACUCCGACGGGGCUGUGGAUGAGGAAGAAUGGACUGGUAUUAGCACAUUAUCCGACGAAGGCUCAGUAAACACAGACGGCAGCAGUGAAGAAGAUGAAACGUCAGAUACCCAAGAACAGGGCGCCGGCUUCAACAUCAGCAGUCCAGACCCGGAACCUAGCGUGGUCGUUUUCUCAGACAGCAAGACAACUGCAUUACCCCCGAAAACGAAGAACCAGAAGAAAACAUUCAUGUCCUCGAGGGUAUCGAAACUGAACCAGGACAGCGACAGCUCCAACCACAGAUCAAGCCGUCAGCAGGAAGAUGCGGAAGAAAAUGAGAAGACAAACCAGCAGAAUGAUGCGGCCCUAUAUCGUCUAGUGCACACCCAACUUCUUACUGGUUCCUUGAAUACCGAGCUUGAUCUAACUCCGGCACAACGUCGCAAGGCACUGCAAGGUCGUGUGAUGGAAUUAGCUGGCUACACUUCCCUCGGUAAGGGCGAAAAGAGUAUCCGACGAGAGGAGAUGGGCAAGGCAGCGAAACGCGUGAGAGAAGGGUUGGCGUUUAAACAAAAGGAAAGAGAGCAGAAGCGACUGGAAGAGGCAAAGAACUUGGGCAACUACCAUCCAACACUCAAGAAACUAUACGAUUCCGAUUUCGACAGGAAGCUCGCCCGUAAACGCGACAAGGGACUUGCAAUGGGAGUCGGGAAAUUCAGCGGUGGAGUACUAAAACUGGGCAAGGCCGAGAUCAACACUAUCCACGGAAAUCCCACAAGCAGCGGAAGAAGGAAACGCAAUAGUAGGCGGGCAUGA